Messenger RNA from Spizellomyces punctatus DAOM BR117, 1187 nucleotides. RefSeq lists its product as uncharacterized. Gene Ontology annotation, biological process: polyketide metabolic process. The coding region runs from base 54 to 1085 and encodes 343 amino acids. The transcript has 2 exons. Lineage: Eukaryota; Fungi; Chytridiomycota; Chytridiomycetes; Spizellomycetales; Spizellomycetaceae. The record is from RefSeq and is a predicted model, not a curated record.
AGUGUCCCCUCGCCGUCUGCGCAUCAUCUCGUGUGUUCUUCCAACGCCGUAACAUGACACUCGAAUCUCUCUGGCAAACCCACCGCCGCACCCGUGGGGCUCCUCCCAAAGCAGUUCCGUCGCGUUUUCACUCCGACUGCGUGAUUAGUUACGUUCCGACGGGAGCCACAUAUCGCGGUCAUAGGGAAAUUGAGGUGCUCCUGGAACAAAUACGAGCGACGUACUUUUACAUUGAGGACACCAAGAUUCUAUCUACUAUCUAUGGGCAGAAUGAUGUGGUCGAAGAAUCACUCCUGACCGUCCGCCACGAACGACCGAUGGAGUAUCUGCUCCCUGGAGUCAAAGAUACGGGUCGCACACUCACGGUAGCGCAGAUUACCGUCUCAACGUUCCGUGGUGACAAGCUAGCUUCUCAGAGGGUAUACUGGGACCAUGCGAGUGUGCUAAGGCAGGCAGGUCUUUUGCCGCAGAGUGUUAGAGGGCGAGCAGGUGGAGAGAUUCCUGUCAAAGUAGCAGGCAAUGAUGUGGAAAAUGUUGUUAAGGCGGCAUUUGAGACUGAGACCCUCAAAGGGGACGCACAGUUACCUGUGCAAUCAAGCGUAGAGACGUUGGACGUGCAAGAGGUGCCUGUUGCACCCCCACAAGAUACUUAUGUAAAGCACCAUGAGAACGAAUGGGUAGGUUCUGGUCAGUCUGAGGAUGUGAAGCCGACCAACAAUGGAGAUCCCGUUUAUCAAACAUCGAACGUCGCAAACAUAUCCAACCCGGUCACCGGCAAACGACAAUCCGUAAGGCUUCACGCCCCACCUGGCGGGGUCUCACAAAUUAGCUUGGCGACUGGCAACGACCUGCACCCCGUCAGCCGCCGUAGCGACACAACGCCUAGGGACUCGGACAUGAUGGCCACCAGGAACUCUUACGCGGCCCGGGACAGAGGCUCCCUUGGUUUUGCAACAUCUGCGGAGAGACCUCCGGCUGCUGCUCCUCUGCCAGCUAAAGGCCAAGCACCCCCCGUUACAGGACAGAGAGUUAGUGUUAAGCUGCAUGCACCCCCGGGGGGAACAUCGCAGAUCUUUUUUGGCUAGACCAAUGACAUAGACUAGUAUAGAAGGACACUAUCCUCUUUUAUGUAUCGUAUGUCAAGUCUUUCUGGCAACGCAAUACCAAUUAUCUCUAUCAUAUCCUGA